This is a messenger RNA of Danaus chrysippus (African queen), 2112 nucleotides long. The record is from the annotation of a GenBank genome assembly. NCBI's taxonomy places the organism in Eukaryota, Metazoa, Arthropoda, Insecta, Lepidoptera, Nymphalidae.
AUGUCAAUUACUUUUGUUUCAGGAGCGUUAGCAUUACGCCGGCCGGAGCCCUACUACGGUCGUGUAAUCGGGAGGCUUACACAAUACGCGCACGGUAUUCGAGGCACUGUGUACGCGGUGGAUGAGAGUACUAUCUUCGUGAAAGGCUUCGCUUAUGAUGGAACUGGCCCUGACGCGUAUUUCUGGGUGGGAGACACUCCUCAGCCUUCACCGGAAGGUACUUUGGUACCAUACCCUGAAGAUUAUCCCAGUCGUGAUCCACCUGUAUUAUCGUCACAUACUAAUUCUGACAUCCUGCUUCGUUUGCCGGCCGGGAAAAGACUGAGAGACAUCAAGUGGAUCAGUGUGUGGUGUAGAAGAUUUACUGUGAAUUUCGGGGACGUGUUCCUUCCACCAGGUCUUGAUCCUCCUCGUCCUAGAGUACUCCCGGAGUUUAAGCGUCUAGCUCACGGUCUUCGCUCAGGGAACAUCAGUGUUUUAGACGCUAAGACCUUCUACAUCCCCAACCUACACUACGACGGCGCCGGCCCUGAUGCUUACUUCUGGGUCGGUAAUGGAAGUGAACCGAAUCCGUUUGGGACUAAAGUGCCUAACGAGAUGGGUUCCCUCAGCCCUCUCCGAGGUUACCAGGGCGAGGAUAUAGAGUUGGUUCUGCCUGGUUCACUAUCAGCUCACGACAUUGACUGGCUGGCUGUGUGGUGUGUGGAGUACAGACAUAACUUCGGACAUGUAUACAUACCCAAGGAUCUGGAUGUACCGCCGGCGCUAGGACAGACCAAGAUUACUCCUGCUUGGUGGUAUAAUCCGACAAGUUCCACCACAUCCCAAGUACCAUUUAACGCCGCUAAUAAUUGCAAGGAAAUUCUGGACAAGCGGCUGCAAGUUCGAUGGGAAGUUCAGGGUGAUCAUGUUCAAGUGACACUAGCAGCUCGUCUACGUAAAGAACACUACAUGGCCUUCGGACUGUCAGGAGCUGAAGGAAGACCUGCCAUGUUGGGAGCUGAUGUAGUAGUCGCCUUCUGGGACACUAAGAAUAACCAGCCACGAGCCUUCGACUACUCAAUCAGUCACUUGGCGCAGUGUGACGGUGAGCGAGGAGUGUGUCCUGACGCACGACUCGGAGGCAGCGAAGACGUCGCUGUUGUAUCGGGGAACCAGAAAGACGGCGUCACUACUAUAACGUACCGCCGGCCGCUCGCCGCUACCGAACACACGAGGGAUAAGGAGAUUCUGACCUCGAGGUCCCAAUCCGUCAUCGCUGCCUUCGGACCUCUCAACUCAAGAUACGAAGCUAACGCACAUUCCUUCAUGGACACCACCAGAAGCGACGUGCAACUUGACUUUGGAGCUCAGAACGAUAACUCAUGUGUGGGUCUAGCAACACUGGACGCCGCAGGUCCAACUCCUUGGACGCCGCGAGUUCUGGCCGGAGUCACUAACAUGACAGCUCGUAUAGGACCAGCUGGAGGAAGGAGAGGAUAUACACCUAUUACUGACAAUGAUAUCAGUAAUGGAUACUCGAAUUAUGGUCAUCCAUCGUGGGGUAUAGCGUGGUACAUUAACGACCAACUGAUCCCUGAGAUAUACGUGGAGCGUGGGAAGACUUAUACCUUCCUUGUGGAAGGUGGAGACGAUAGGACCAACCCGGCUAAAUUCCACCCGCUGUACAUCAGUGACUCGUCGGAGGGAGGGUUCGGUCAGAAGAGACCCGAGGAGCAGAGGAGACAGAGAGUGUUCGCGGGAGUCGCCUUCGAUAACGAGGGAUAUCCAUACCCUACGGCCGUUGGUCGAUACUGCGAGUGGACCCACAAGACGACUGACCAGUCCGCGGUGUCUGACACUUUCGAGCAGUAUAUGAGGACCUUACAGCUUGAGUGUAAUGAUGGAGAGCCUGCGACACUCAACUGGACAGUCGCUCACGAGACGCCCGACCUCGUCUACUACCAAUGCUACACUCAUAACAAUCUAGGAUGGAAAAUCCACGUGGUGGACCCUGGGACCCCCAUCCCAAUACCGGGAGACAAGAGCGCUAUCGUGAAUGAAGGAAGCCACUUGACAGCUGUCAUUGUAACUGUCAUAUCUACUGUCAUCAUGACAGCCCUCAGCAGAUAA